UUUGGCCUCCAAGUUUGGAUUAAGUAAGGAGUGCAAUAUUUGGUGAGUUUUUACAGUUUCAAAUUUCGGCCAGGAGGUACGAAAUGAGAAAUCGGAUGCAGCCUUUGAAGCAACCCUUCCAGGUAUGAACGUUAAACACGCAGAAAAAAAUACUGUUGGUUACCACCGGAUGCAGCGUACCUUUUCGCCACUCGGAUUGGUGGGAGCUCAGCACCGGACGCCCUUCAAGACCGAGAAUGUCAUCCGGAAAGUCUAUUGGCCUCAGGGUGCUACUUAUCGAACGGCAGGAAGUGUUGAUUUUCAACUUCGGCGAAAAUACGACGGACAAACAUUGCCAGUUGUUAUGGAUCUUUUUUCCAUCCAACCCGACCGAGGUACAGCUAGUAUGGAUCUAGACCUGGAUCAUCCACAUCAUGCCCGUUUUGGGUUCGACUCGUCACGGAUGUGUGGAAAGCGAUGAUUGGAAUGGAGAAGACAAAAGAACAACUUCCAUCGCAAUUUAAGGUGAGAAUUCGAAAUGUUGAAAUCCACCGGAUGCGGCCAAGGAUUUCGCUGCUGGGAUCGGUGAAAGUCAGUUUACAUCGAACGCUAUCCAUGAGCAAGAACGGCGACGGAAAAUAAAAUUAUUUCCUUGAAGUUGUUUAAUUUUAUUUAAGUCGAUCUGAAAUUUCACUUUUUUCAUCAAAUAAA
Molecule: messenger RNA, 690 nt
Organism: Uranotaenia lowii
Lineage: Eukaryota; Metazoa; Arthropoda; Insecta; Diptera; Culicidae
Exons: 3
Coding region: 125-460 (111 amino acids)
Source: RefSeq, a predicted model, not a curated record